Molecule: messenger RNA, 3301 nt
Organism: Sardina pilchardus (European sardine)
Lineage: Eukaryota; Metazoa; Chordata; Actinopteri; Clupeiformes; Clupeidae
Product: NACHT, LRR and PYD domains-containing protein 3-like
Exons: 12
Biological process (GO): intracellular signal transduction
Molecular function (GO): protein binding
Source: RefSeq, a predicted model, not a curated record
GGAGAUUCAAGGAAAUAGAUUCCAGGAACACAAGCCAGUGACACCCCAUGAUAACCUACCGUCUAGAGAGACUCCCACUCCUGCUGGGAUGAGUGACUCUCAGGAGAGAGAGGAGGCUGCAGGUCCCAGUGAGACACUCAGACCAGAGUCUGCAGCACAUGGCUUUAGGACCAUGAAGAAUGCUGAAGACAUGGCUGAUCCUGGGUCACCAACACACUCUGGUGGAGGAUCAGAGACACACAGACCUCCAUCUCCAGUGCCCAGCUGUGUGUCCAUGAAGAGUGAUAAGUCCAUGCCUAAAGGUCCAGACCUCAGCAGUGAACCACCACACUCUGAAUCCAAAUCAGAGACACACAGACCUCCAUCUCCGGUGCCCAGCUGUGUGUCCAUGAAGAGUGAUAAGUCCAUGCCUAAAGGUCCAGACUUCAGCAGUGAACCACCACACUCUGAAUCCAAAUCAGAGACACACAGACCUCCAUCUCCCAGCUGUGUGUCCAUGAAGAGUGAUAAGUCCAUGCCUAAAGGUCCAGACUUCAGCAGUGACCCACCACACUCUGAAUCCAAUGAGUUGACGGCUGAUCAGUCGAUGGGUGGAGUGCAUGAACAGGUACUGAGUGACAUCAUCACCUGUGAACACAACAUCAACAAAAACACAGAUAACGAGGUCCUGGGGAGAGUUAAAGAGAAUCAUAAAGCCAGUAUGAAUAAGAGGUUUGAGAACAUCUCUGAAGGCAUCAUCAAAGCAGGAGCUGAAAUACUCCUUAAUGAGAUCUACACAGAGCUCUACAUCACUGAGGGAGAGAGUGAAGGGGUGAAUAAGGAACAUGAGGUCUGGCAGGUAGAGUCAGCAUCCAGAGCACAAACCACAGAAGACAAACCGAUCAACUGCAAUGACAUCUUCAAGCCCUUACCUGGACAGAAAAAGGGGAUUAGAACUGUGAUGACCAAAGGUGUUGCUGGCAUUGGGAAAACAGUUUCAGUGCAGAAGUUCAUUCUUGAUUGGACAGUUGGGGUAGCCAAUCAGGAUGUAGACUUCAUGUUCCCCCUUUCCUUCCGUGAGCUGAAUUUGGUGAGGGGUGAUCAAUAUAGUCUUCACACGAUACUGCUUGACUUCCACCCUGAAUUGAAGGACCUGAAUGAUGGUGAUGAAUACAAAGACUGUCGGGUUGUGUUCAUCUUUGAUGGUUUGGAUGAGAGUCGGUUAAAACUGGAUCUGGAACAGAACAGUAAGUUGUCUGAUGUCAAACAAACAUCAUCUGUGGAUGUUCUGAUAGCGAGCCUCAUUCAGGGAUCUCUGCUUCCCUCUGCACUCAUCUGGAUAACCUCACGACCAGCAGCAGCCAGUCAGAUUCCUGCUCAGUAUAUCAACCAGGUAACAGAAGUACGAGGAUUCAAUGACCCACAGAAGGAAGAGUACUUCAGGAAGAAGAUCAGUGAUGAGAGUCAGGCCAACAGAAUCAUCUCACACAUCAAGGUAUCAAGGAGUCUCCACAUCAUGUGCCACAUUCCAGUCUUCUGUUGGAUUGCAGCCACUGUGCUACAACAGAUGCUGGAACAGGACAACACCCAGGAAAUACCCACAACUCUGACUGAGAUGUUCAUACAGUUCUUGCUCAUCCAGACCACCAGAAAGAAUCAGAAAUAUCAAGAAAUACAUGAAACAGAUAAGAAGAGGCUCUUGAAAUCACAGAAAGAAAUAAUUCUAAAGUUAGCUGAAAUGGCGUUUAAUAAUUUAGAGGAAGGCAAACUGAUAUUUUAUGAGGAAGACCUGCAGAAGUAUGGCAUUGAUGUCAGUGAAGCCUCAGUGUACUCUGGCAUGUGUACUGAGAUCUUCAAGGAAGACUCUGCGUUUCACAAGAUGAAAGUCUACUGCUUUGUGCAUCUGAGCAUUCAGGAGUUUCUGGCUGCACUUCAUGCAUUCAUUUCAUAUCUGAAGAAGGAUCGGAAGACACUAACAGCCCUUUGUGGGAACAUAUGGCUCUGGACACUAUCACUGGGUGGGCUUCUAAAGAAGGUAGUAGACAAAGCUUUGGCCAGCAGGAAUGGACACCUGGAUCUUUUCCUUCGCUUUCUCAUGGGCAUCUCUCUGGAGAGCAAUCAGAGACUUCUGCAAGGUCUGCUGGACCACAGAUACAAAACCACAAAGAAGGACAUUAGGAAAACCUGUCAUUAUAUAAAAGAGCUCAACAGUCAAGGUCUCUCUCCUGAAAGAUGCAUCAAUCUUUUCCACUGCUUAUUUGAAAUGAAUGAUCAUUCCAUGCACCAAGAAAUUAAAAAAUAUCUUGAGUCACCAAAGGAUUUCAAAGGCCAGUUGUCUCCUGCUCACUGUUCAGCACUGGCCCACAUGCUUCUGAUGUCUGAGGAGGUGCUGGAUGAGCUGAUUGACCUGAAGAAAUACAACACAUCAGAUGAGGGGCGCAGGAGACUGAUCCCAGCUGUGAGGUGCUUCAGAAAAGCACGACUUGCUGACUGCAAACUCACCGAUAAGUCAUGUGAGCUUGUGGCCUCAGUUCUACAGUCUCCAAACUCCCUGAUAGAGCUGGACCUGAGUGACAAUGACCUGGGAGAUUCUGGAGUUCGGCUUCUUUCUAAAGGACUGUCUAGUCCCCACUGCAAACUGCAGACAUUAAGGCUCUGUAAUUGUGGUAUCUCAGAUGGAGGUUAUGUUUGUCUGGCUCUUACUCUGAUGUUAAACCCCUCCUGUGUGAAAGAGCUGGAUGUGAGCAACAACCAUCCUGGAGAAUCUGCACAGAAGCUGUUAUCAGCUGCACUGGAGGAUCUUCAUUCCAAAGUUGAAGACCUUGAACUUGCAGGCAACAAACUCACAGACAAGUCCUCUGAGCUUGUGGCCUCAGUUCUGAAGUCUCCAAACACCCUGACAGAGCUGGACCUGAGUAACAAGGACUUGGGAGAUUCUGGAGUUCAGCUUCUUUCCAAAGGACUGUCUAGUCCCAACUGCAAGCUGCAGAUAUUAAGGCUCUGUAAGUGUGGUUUCUCAAGUGAAGGAUAUGUUUGUCUUGCUCUGGCCCUGAUGGUAAACCCCUCCUGUGUGAAAGAGCUGGAUGUGAGCAACAAUCAUUCUGGAGAAUCAGCACAGAAGCUGUUAUCUGCUACACUGAAGGAUCCUCACCGCAAAGUUGAAGCCCUUAAACUUGCUGGUUGUAAACUCACAGAUAAGUCCUGUGAGCUUGUGGCCUCAGUUCUACAGUCACCAAACUCCCUGACAGAGCUGGACCUGAAUAACAACAACUUGGGAGAUUCUGGAGUUCAGCUUCUUUCUAAAGGACUGUCUAGUCCCCAG